AGAAAUUCAUACAUAGACUACCAGCUUCAUUAUGCUGCCAACAGCUUCCAGCAAAAGAAGAACAUUUGCAGCCAGAUAUUUUGCUCGCUCCAAAAGCCUGGUGAUGGGGGAGCAGAGCCAGAGCCCCAAGCAGCCACCCUGUUCCCGCAGGCUGGGCCCAGUACUGAAGGCAGGCUGGCUGAAGAAGCAGAGGAGCAUCAUGAAGAACUGGCAGCAGCGCUGGUUUGUGCUGCGUGGGGAUCAGCUUUUCUACUACAAGGACAAAGAUGAGACCAAGCCCCAGGGAUUUAUUUCUCUGCAAGGGAUGCAGGUGACCCAACUUCUUCCUGGCCCUGAGGAUGUGGGGAAGCACCUCUUUGAGAUCAGCCCAGGUGCCGCAGAGCGGGAGAAGGUGCCAGCCAACCCCGAGGCGCUCCUGCUCAUGGCCAGUUCUCAACGUGACAUGGAGGACUGGGUACAGGCCAUCCGCCGGGUCAUCUGGGCCCCAUUUGGUGGAGGUACUGCCCAUAGCCCGCAUGCUCACCCUCUAGAACCCUUGCGUCCAGGGAUCUUUGGGCAGCGCCUGGAGGACACAGUCCACCACGAGCGGAAGUAUGGCCCCCGCCUGGCCCCCAUGCUGGUGGAACAGUGUGUGGACUUCAUACGGGAGCGCGGGCUCACUGAGGAGGGGCUCUUCCGCAUGCCGGGCCAGGCCAACCUGGUGAGGGACCUGCAGGACUCCUUUGACUGUGGGGAGAAGCCACUGUUUGACAGCACCACAGAUGUGCACACGGUGGCCUCCCUGCUGAAGCUGUACCUACGGGAGCUACCCGAGCCUGUAGUCCCUUUCGCCAGGUAUGAGGACUUCCUCAGCUGCGCCCAGCUGCUCACCAAGGACGAGGGGGAGGGGACUCUGGAGUUGGCUAAACAAGUGAGCAGCCUUCCUCUGGCCAAUUACAACCUGCUCAGAUAUAUCUGCAAGUUUCUGGAUGAAGUUCAGUCCCAUUCAAAUGUCAACAAGAUGAGCGUCCAAAACCUAGCAACCGUUUUUGGACCUAAUAUACUUCGGCCACAGAUAGAAGACCCAGUGACCAUCAUGGAAGGCACUUCCCUUGUCCAGCACUUGAUGACUGUCUUGAUCCGCAAACACAGCCAGCUCUUCACUGCGAGGACCACCGAAGGGCCAGCCUCCCCCCACGGGGGCCCACCUGGCACAGUAGGGUGGGGCUCUGAGGAGGUCACGAGGGACAGCCAGGUAGAGCCCAGCAGCCCUGGUGCCCCUGGCCUGCCCUCACACAGGACUUCAUCUCUGGAUGGGGCUGCUGUGGCAGCACUAUCUAGAAACUCUCCCCUGGGCCCAGGGGGCCGGUGCGGCCUGACUACCAGCAACCCUGGGAAGAGGAUGCAGACGCUCCCCAGUUGGAAAUCUUCCUUUCGGCAGUCAGGGUCCCGGUCAGGGAGCCCAAAAGCUGGCAGCUCAUCCCUGGAGGUGCCCAUUAUCUCCUCUGGCGGGAACUGGCUCAUGAAUGGGUUGUCUUCCCUGCGUGGCCACCGCCGGGCCUCCUCAGGGGACCGGCUCAAAGACUCGAGCUCCUCACAGAGACUCUCCACCUAUGACAAUGUGCCGUCUGCCAGCCUCUUCCCCAGCACUCCCAGUGUGUCCAGCUCAGCGUGGUCGGGGGCCUCUUCCUUCGAGGCCUCUGCUGGAGGCUCCGUCAGCAGCUGCACCGCCUGCCGGGCCAGCGACUCCUCUGCCUGCAGCUCCCUGCUCACCGAGGGGGCCCUGGAGCCCUCCCCCCUCCCCAGCAGCAGUGAGGAACGCAGAUCCCCAGACCUGGGUCACAGCCUGGAUGAGGUGGGCCUCUGCCUCAGUAGCAGCGAGCCCAGCGACCCAGGCAUCCCGGCCCAGGACAGUGCCCGCCACUCCAAGGCUCUGCAGGGCCUGGUCAAGGAGCUCAGGGCAGAGCUGUGCCGACAGAAGACUGAGUACGAGACGAGUGUGAAAAGACUCGAAGAAGGUACUGCCGACCUGCGGAAACAAAUGUUGCAGCUAGAGGAAGAAUUGGACCAGGAAAAGAAAAGGUACACCAUGCUGGAAAUCAAGCUGAGGAACUCAGAGCGGGCACGGGAGGAUGCGGAGAGGAGGAACCAGCUGCUGCAGCAGGAGAUGGAGGAGUUUUUCUCAACCCUGGGGAGCCUGACUGUUGGAGCAAAAGGUGCCAGAGCCCUGAAGUAAAGGAGGUCACUUCUGCUGUGCUGCUCACCCUCCUCUCAGCAGAGAGGGUCCCUGGCCUGGGCCACAAGGAGCCCGAGGACCCUGCAGUAUGGACCCCAGCCUCAGUACCCGUGCUGCGGAGCCAGCUGGAGGGUAGAACCCUGACACCUGGGUGAGGGACGGC
This is a messenger RNA of Pteronotus mesoamericanus, 2378 nucleotides long. It is a transcript of the gene ARHGAP22, whose product is annotated as Rho GTPase activating protein 22. Bases 32 to 2215 code for a protein of 727 amino acids. Gene Ontology annotation, biological process: signal transduction; activation of GTPase activity. The transcript has 10 exons. Gene Ontology annotation, cellular component: focal adhesion. Gene Ontology annotation, molecular function: GTPase activator activity. Lineage: Eukaryota; Metazoa; Chordata; Mammalia; Chiroptera; Mormoopidae. The record is from RefSeq and is a predicted model, not a curated record.